Knipowitschia caucasica is the source of this 2886-nucleotide messenger RNA. The record is from the annotation of a GenBank genome assembly. NCBI's taxonomy places the organism in Eukaryota, Metazoa, Chordata, Actinopteri, Gobiiformes, Gobiidae.
AUGUACGGGCUGCUGUGCGAGAGCCUCCACGACUUCAUCAAGGAGUCGUACGGGGACGAUGUGUGGAAACUGGUCCGGGAGAGGGCGGAUGUCAGGCUACACUCGUUUGUCACUCACCAGGUCUACAGUGAGAGCGUCAUUCCUCGCAUCGCAAAAGCUGCCAGCGGAGUGACAGGAACACCUUACAAUGAGCUCAUGAACUCCUGGGGGGUCUACUUCCUCGGGUUUGUGGGAAAGUACGGAUAUGACAGGAUUUUGAAGGUGUUGGGUCGCCAUGUGCGCGACUUCGUGAACGGCCUGGACAACCUUCACGAAUAUCUGCGCUUCAGCUACCCAAAGGUCCAGCCUCCGACCUUCUUCUGCCAGGAGGAGUCCGCUACCGGGGUCACUCUGCACUACAGGAGCAAGAGAAAGGGCUACCUACACUACGCCAUGGGGCAGCUGCGGCAGAUGGGAAAGCAGUUCUAUGACACUGAUAUCCAUGUGGAGGUUUUGUCCGAGCAGAUGGUGGGAGAUUAUUCGCAUGUCACCAUGAGGUUGAACUUUGACAACUCUGCCUAUCGCUACAUCAUGAAAGAAGACGAGGAAGAGCAGGAGAUUCUUCCCAUCACCUCCGAUUUCUUCUUUGAGGUCUUCCCCUUUAACAUAGUCUUCAGGCAGGACAUGGUGGUGCACAACGUUGGGUCUGGACUUUCCACUGUCUUCCCUGACUUGGAUGGGAAAAAGAUCACCGAUGCUUUUUUGCUGGCUCGCCCCCUGGUGGAGUUCACAUGGAAUAUGAUUAUCUCCCACCCCAACAACUUGUUUGAGAUCAUGUCCAAGGAGCCGGUGAAGAGGGAGAGAAACCUGCAUAACCGCGUCCAGAAUUCAGACUACGAAAACGUAAACCGCUCGGCUGAUGUCGAUGUGGAGCUCAUGGCUUUCCAGUCCAUCAUUGGAGAUGACUAUAAAGAUGGUAACAGCGCUAAUGCGAUGGAGAGCUGGGGCGAUGGCAGCCGCUGCCUCAGACUCAAAGGACAGAUGAGAUACAUGCCAGAAUGGGAGUCCAUCAUCUUUCUUGGAACGCCUGUGAUGGAGAGCCUGAGCGCCAUGUUCAAGACAGGUCUGUACAUUAACGACCUUAGCAUGCACGACUCCAGCAGAGACCUGGUGCUGGCCGGGACACAGCAGUCUGAAGAACUGAAGAGAGCACUCAUACAGGAGCAGAAGAAGUCCAGUAAGUUGGAGGAGAGCAUGAAGAUGUUGGACUAUGAGAUGAAGAAGACAGAUGACCUCCUGUACCGCAUGAUCCCCAAGCCUGUGGCCAAGAGGCUGCGCAAAGGAGAGCCGGCUGUCAACACAUGUGAGGUGUUCCCAGAUGUGACCAUUCUGUUCAGUGAUGUCGUUGGCUUCACACGCAUCUGCAGCCACAUCACGCCCUUACAGGUGGUCUCCAUGCUCAACACCAUGUACACCCUGUUCGACACUCUGAGCGAGAAGCACCGAGUCUUUAAGGUGGAGACCAUCGGAGACGCCUACAUGGUUGUGGCUGGAGCUCCAGAAAAGACUAAAUAUCACGCCCACAACAUCUGUGACAUGGCUCUAGACAUGGUCCGCUCCAUCGACCACCUCAAAGACCCCUCCAACGGAAACAACAUUCAGAUCCGAGUCGGAAUCCACUCUGGAAUGGUGGUGGCAGGUGUGGUGGGCCAUAAGAUGCCACGGUAUGGUCUCCAUGGCGACACUGUCCACACUGCAUCUGCCAUGGAGAGCAACGGCAAGGAGAUGCACAUCCAGUUGAGCAGCGCAACUUAUGAGCACCUCAAAGGAAGCCACUUCAUUUUCGAGCGGAGAGGAAUCAUUACCAUCAAGGGCAACGUGGAGAUCGAGACAUACUGGCUGAAGGGGAAGCGAGACAAGGACGGCAACGCACAGGCUGCGUGUCCCCAGUUUGAGACGCAGACCAUCAGUAAAGCCAUCAGCAAAGCCACCAUCUCUGACCCCGAGGCCACGCGGGACGAGGAGGGGCUGGUUUUCCCUCUGGUCGCCGGCGAGGACGAGGACGAUGUGAAGUCUAUUCGCUCACACCGCAUCAAGAUGGAGAUAUCGGGUAAUUCUCUGGAGGAGUCCAUUGGGGAGUGCCAUGUCGAAGAAAUGUCUGUUCAUAAGUCCCAUUUUAAGGACGCACUGGAGGACGUGCUGGAGGACCCCCACCUGGAGAUGGACUCCCCCAUUCUGGACGGCCGGGAGUCGCUGACGCACUCUCGCAGCAGCUCGUGUGACUCCAGCUCCAAGAGUGCCAUCUUACCUGAAUUGGGCAGGUCUGAAGCUGAUUGCCACGACUCUCCUAUUGCGAGCCAGGAUGCAGACAAAGCCCAGCCUGACCUCAGCUUACCUGAAUUGGGCAGGUCUGAAGCUGAUUGCCACGACUCUCCUAUUGCGAGCCAGGAUGCAGACAAAGCCCAGCCUGACCUCAGCUUACCUGAAUUGGGCAGGUCUGAAGCUGAUUGCCACGACUCUCCUAUUGCGAGCCAGGGUAGUGAGUUUACAGCUUCUCGAACCCAGCAGGAACAUGUGAUGCCUCCAAUGCUACGAAGGACCAAAAGCAUUCAGUGGGGGAGCCAAACUGAGUAUGAUUCAGAAGAAUUGUGUGGCUUUACUUCAGACGAAAGCAAAAGCCUUGAUGACAUCAAUAUUGAGCCUGAAGACACCGUCGAGGCAGACAGCGGUGAGGACGAAAGCGACACUGAAGCUUUAGAUGACUCUGUGUCACAAGAAAGUGUAAUCUUAAGUCAGACUGAAGAGGAGACUGCAGAACCCAAUGAGAACUUUGAGAUUGGAACAAUGAAGCCUGAUGCAACACACCAGAAGCUCAAAGUCAACCAGAAGCUCAAAGUCAGCCAUUGA